CGCCGCGCUCGGGGCAGCGCGUACCGCGGGCGGGCGCGGAGCGAGGGACUGUGCUGGCGCGGGCGCAGCCGGUAACGCGGGCGGCGGAGCCCGGCGGGCUUGCGGCGGGAGGGGCGACGGCGCGCUCCGGGCUCUGCCUCCCGGGCACUUGCUCGGCUCUAGGAGUUCCUGGGCAUCCGCCCUGCCGGUGAGACCAGUAGUUGGGACUCCCCGCGCUGCUAGCGACGGGCGCGCGGACCGCAGUCCCAGAAGGACACGGCACUUGGGGACGCCGGCGCGACUGGCCAGAAGAUGAAAGGAAACAGGAAACAUUCAAGUUGGAUUUUUAAAUCAUUGCAAGUUAAUGAUGGACCAGAAAUUAUAGAGUGUAAUCCUGAAUGAAAGACUUCAGUUUUUUUUUUUUUUGCUCUCCAAAUAACAGAGGAAAGAAGAUAUAUCUGCCAUACUAAACUCUUAUCUAGAAUAAAAUAUUCAUAAUAAGAAAUUAUAGGUGGGAAAUUUUAUUUGGCUCUUAGUGUACCUAAUUGAAAGGAAUCAUCACAUUUCUCAAAAGAACUUGUUUAGAACUGAGAUUGUUUCAACAGUCAGUCAUUUUCUAGAAAUCUUGCCAUGAUCAGCAGGGAGGAGAAACAGCAGUAGCUGAAAACUGCAUCCAUCAGGAUGACUUCUGAAGAAAUGGCAGCUUCCGUUCUCAACCCUGUGAGUCAGAAAAAAGUGGUGCCUGCCCAGUCAGCCAUAGAUGAAAAUAGUGAAAAGGUCUCUGACAUCAGUAUUCCAAAGACUCAUACUGUCAGGCAAGGUGGGCAGACCUCUCAUACCAUCUCGCAACAGAACAAGCUUCACGAAGAAUCUUCCGGAAGCCACUUGCCUAAUGUUCUCUCAGUAGCAAGGGAGAAAAUGCUGAGUGAUGAGAACAGUAAUGAAAAGUGCUGGGAGGAAAGUGUGGCAGAUUCUGUGAAAAACCUUAACAUUAACUGCAACCACAUAAUGCGAAACCAUCAGCGCAGCCUUCCUCAGGGCGGCUUUUAUGACAACUCCGUCAUGGAGGAAGGCCUCUGUUUGGAAACUGGAAUUCCUUCUCCACUGGAAAGAAAGGUGUUCCCUGGACUUAAACUGGAAAUAGAUCCACCUCCCAUGAGCAUUAGUCCUUUAGGAAAUCACUCUGAGAUCAUCGAGACCCACGGAAUGCAGCCUGACAGCAGCAUGGCGGUAUUUCAUUUUCAUUAUGAAGUUGACAGAAGAAUGUCAGACCCUUUCCACACCCUAUCCGAAAGCUUAAUUUUGGACGAUUGUGGAAAUUGCAUUCCACUUCCUGGCGGGGGGCAAAAGCAAAAUUACGCAGCUUAUACUUGUAAACUGAUGAAGUUGGCAAAAAGCUGUGAUAACAGGAAUGGGCAGCUGCAGUGUGAGCAUUGGGACACCUUGAAUGAUAAAUACCUGUGCUUUGAGGGCUCUGGCCACAAGGAUGACAUGCUAUGCGCAAGUGAUAGCAUUGGCAGGGGGAGUUUCACUGACAGUCCACCCACCAAGACUUUUUUGAGCCAUUUUGAGGAUUUCCCUGAUAAUUGUGAAGAUACAGAAGAAGACUUUUUUAAAAGCAAAAAGGAGCGGUCCACUUUGUUAGUCAGGAGAUUUUGCAAAAAUGAUAGGGAAGUAAAGAAGUCUGUGUAUACGGGGACAAGAGCAAUCAUGAGAACCCUGCCUUCUGGCCACAUUGGACUAGUUGCUUGGAGUUAUGUUGAUCAGAAAAGAAAUGGCCUCUUAUUGCCUUAUGGGGGAGUCACGGAACCUCUGUCCACAGUGGAGAUAAGGCACGGUGGGGGCCAAUGUGUGUCAGAAGCCCUGUGGUAUACGAUCUACAAUGCAGUGAGAAGAGGAGAAGAAACAGAAGAAACAGUUGGAUCUCUUCUCCAUUUCUUACCAAAGCUCCCAGUCUCUGAGACAGUCCAUGGAAGGAUUAGCAUUGGUCUGUGCUUAAAGCAAUGUGUCCAAGACACUGUGUGUGAAUACCGUGCCACCCUCCAAAGGACUUCCAUAGCUCAGUACAUCACUGGUUCUCUCCUAGAGGCAACCACAUCUUUAGGAGCAAGAAGUGGCCUUCUCAAUACUUUUGGAGGAUCCACAGGACGAAUGAUGCUGAAAGAACGCCAACCAGGCACCUCUAUGGCCAAUUCCAACACCUUCCCUUCAAGUUCAGCUGGGAUCAGCAAGGAGCUGAUUGAUCUGCAGCCCCUCAUCCAAUUCCCAGAGGAAGUCGCCAGCAUCCUGACAGAGCAGGAGCAGAAUAUUUACCGAAAGGUCCUGCCGGUAGACUACCUUUGCUUCUUAACCCGGGACUUGGGCACGCCAGAAUGCCAGAGGUCUCUGCCUUGCCUCAAAGCAUCCAUCUCAGCAUCGAUUCUCACCUCUCAGAAUGGAGAGCACAAUGCCCUCGAGGACCUCGUGAUGAGAUUCAAUGAGGUGAGCUCCUGGGUAACAUGGCUGAUCCUCACAGCAGGCUCCAUGGAGGAAAAGCGGGAAGUCUUCUCCUAUUUGGUGCAUGUGGCCAAGUGCUGCUGGAACAUGGGCAACUACAAUGCUGUCAUGGAGUUCUUGGCUGGCCUCAGGUCCAGAAAAGUCUUAAAGAUGUGGCAAUUCAUGGACCAGUCUGACAUCGAGACCAUGAGGAGCCUGAAGGACGCCAUGGCUCAGCACGAGUCUUCCUCCGAGUACAGAAAGGUGGUGACCCGAGCGCUGCACAUCCCCGGCUGCAAGGUGGUUCCGUUCUGUGGGGUGUUCCUGAAGGAGCUCUGUGAAGUACUUGAUGGAGCCUCAGGCCUCAUGAAGCUUUGCCCGCGGUACAAUUCCCAGGAAGAAGCUUUAGAGUUUGUAGCAGAUUACAGUGGACAAGAUAAUUUCUUGCAACGAGUGGGACAAAAUGGCUUAAAGAAUUCGGAGAAGGAGUCCACCGUCAACAGUAUCUUUCAGAUCAUCAGGAGCUGCAGUCGAAGUCUGGAGACGGAAGAGGAGGAUAGUGCCAGUGAAGGGGACAGCUCCAGGAAAAACUCCCUGAAGGAUAAAACCCGAUGGCAGUUUAUAAUUGGAGAUUUGCUGGACUCAGAAAAUGACAUUUUUGAGCAGGCCAAAGAAUGUGAUCCUCACGGAUCAGAGGAGUCACAGAAGGCCUUUGCUCACGGGACGGAGCUCAUCCCAUGGUAUGUGCUGUCCAUUCAAGCUGACGUGCAUCAGUUCCUGCUUCAGGGAGCCACGGUCAUCCACUAUGACCAGGACACGCAUCUCUCUGCUCGCUGCUUCCUCCAGCUUCAGCCUGACAAUAGCACUUUGACCUGGACAAAGCCCACCACCGCCUCCCCGGCCAGCACUAAAGCAAAACUCAGUGUGCUCAGUAACACGGUCGAGCCUGGCAAGUUCCCGUUACUGGGCAAUGCUGUAUUGAGCGGCCUGGUGGAAGGGGUCUUAGAUCUGUUUUCAGCAAAGGCGGUGUACAUGGGACACCCUGGCAUUGAUAUACACACUGUGUGUGUUCAGAACAAGCUGAGUAGCAUGCUUCUGUCAGAGACUGGUGUGACGCUUCUCUAUGGGCUUCAGACCACGGACAAUAGAUUAUUGCACUUCGUGGCACCGAAACACACAGCUAAAAUGCUCUUCAGUGGAUUGUUGGAACUCACUAGAGCUGUGAGAAAGAUGAGAAGGUUCCCUGACCAAAGACAGCAGUGGCUGCGGAAACAGUAUGUGAGCCUCUAUCAGGAGGAUGGCCGGUAUGAAGGCCCAACCUUGGCUCAUGCUGUGGAGUUGUUUGGUGGCAGACGAUGGAGUACUCGAAACCCCAGCCCUGGGACAUCAGCAAAGAAUGCUGAGAAGCCCACUGUGCAGAGAAACAACACUUUGGGCCUAAGCACCACCAAGAAAAAGAAGAAGACCCUCAUGAGGGGUGAGAGCGGAGAGGCCACUGAUGAUGAGAUGGCGACCCGAAAGGCCAAAAUGUACAAAGAGUGUCGAGGCCGGAGUGGUUCUGAUCCUCAGGACACGAACGAACAAGAAGAAUCAGAGGCGAAUGCCAUCGCUAGCCCUCCCAACCCCCUCCCUUCCAGAAGAGCCCACUCUUUGACUACAGCUGGGUCCCCCAACUUAGCUGCUGGGACGUCAUCUCCCAUCAGGCCAGUCUCCUCCCCUGUGCUGUCUUCUUCAAACAAGAGUCCGUCCAGUGCCUGGAGCAGUAGCAGCUGGCAUGGGCGAAUCAAAGGAGGAAUGAAGGGGUUCCAGAGCUUCAUGGUUUCAGACAGUAACAUGAGUUUUGUUGAAUUUGUCGAGCUAUUCAAAUCAUUCAGUGUAAGGAGCCGCAAGGACCUGAAAGAUCUUUUCGAUGUCUACUGUGUGCCCUGUAACCGGUCUGGCUCUGAGUCUGCCCCGCUCUAUACCAACCUGACAAUUGAGGAGAACACCAGUGACCUUCAGCCUGACCUAGAUUUGUUGACCAGGAACGUCUCAGACUUGGGGUUGUUCAUCAAGAGCAAACAGCAGCUCUCAGACAACCAGAGGCAGAUAUCAGAUGCCAUUGCUGCUGCCAGCAUUGUGACUAAUGGCACUGGGAUCGAGAGCACCUCCCUGGGCAUAUUUGGGGUUGGCAUCCUCCAGCUCAACGACUUCCUAGUGAACUGCCAAGGGGAGCACUGCACUUACGACGAGAUCCUUAGCAUCAUCCAGAAGUUCGAACCUAGCAUCAAUAUGUGUCAUCAGGGAUUAAUGUCAUUUGAAGGAUUUGCAAGGUUUCUGAUGGAUAAAGAUAAUUUUGCCUCGAAAAAUGAUGAGUCACAGGAGAACUUUAAAGAAUUGCAGCUACCCCUCUCCUACUAUUACAUUGAAUCUUCACACAAUACCUACCUCACGGGCCAUCAGCUCAAAGGAGAAUCCUCAGUAGAACUCUACAGCCAGGUCCUCUUGCAAGGCUGUAGGAGCGUAGAGCUGGACUGCUGGGAUGGAGAUGAUGGGAUGCCCAUUAUUUAUCAUGGACAUACACUGACAACCAAGAUUCCCUUCAAGGAUGUGGUUGAGGCCAUAGAUCGCAGUGCCUUCAUCAACUCUGACCUGCCAAUCAUCAUAUCCAUUGAGAACCAUUGUUCAUUGCCUCAGCAACGAAAAAUGGCAGAAAUUUUCAAGACUGUGUUCGGAGAAAAGCUGGUGGCUAAAUUCCUAUUUGAGACUGAUUUCUCAGAUGAUCCGAUGCUUCCCUCACCCGACCAACUUAGGAGGAAAGUACUUCUUAAAAACAAGAAGCUAAAGGCCCAUCAGACGCCAGUGGACAUCUUAAAGCAAAAGGCUCAUCAGUUAGCAUCCAUGCAAGCACAGGCUUAUAAUGGUGGGAAUGCCAAUCCCCCACCUGCCAAUAAUGAGGAAGAGGAAGAUGAAGAAGAUGAAUAUGAUUAUGACUAUGAAUCCCUUUCUGACGACAACAUUCUGGAAGACAGACCUGAAAAUAAAUCAUGUACUGACAAGCUCCAGUUUGAGUAUAAUGAAGAAAUUCCCAAGAGGAUAAAAAAGGCAGAUAACUCUGCUUGCAACAAAGGAAAGGUUUAUGACAUGGAACUGGGAGAAGAAUUUUAUCUUCCUCAGAAUAAAAAAGAAAGCAGACAGAUUGCACCAGAGCUUUCUGACCUUGUCAUCUAUUGCCAAGCAGUGAAAUUUCCAGGCCUGUCAACUCUAAAUGCAUCUGGCUCUAGCAGAGGAAAAGAAAGGAAAAGCAGGAAGUCCAUUUUUGGCAACAAUCCGGGCAGAAUGAGCCCAGGGGAGACAGCAUCAUUUAACAAAACAUCUGGAAAAAGUUCCUAUGAAGGAAUUCGACAGACCUGGGAGGAAUCUUCUUCUUCCCCUCUGAACCCAACCACAUCCCUCAGCGCUAUCAUUAGAACUCCCAAAUGCUAUCAUAUCUCGUCGCUGAAUGAAAAUGCCGCCAAACGUCUGUGUCGCAGGUAUUCUCAGAAACUGAUCCAGCACACCACCUGUCAGCUGCUGAGGACCUACCCAGCCGCCACCCGCAUCGACUCAUCCAACCCCAACCCCCUCAUGUUCUGGCUCCAUGGGAUACAGCUCGUGGCACUCAACUACCAGACCGACGAUCUUCCUUUGCAUUUAAAUGCCGCUAUGUUUGAGGCAAAUGGUGGCUGUGGUUAUAUAUUGAAACCCCCAGUUCUAUGGGACAAGAACUGCCCCAUGUAUCAGAAGUUUUCUCCACUGGAAAGAGAUCUAGACAACAUGGAACCUGCCAUCUAUUCUUUAACUAUUGUCUCUGGCCAAAAUGUCUGUCCUAGUAACAGCACAGGAAGCCCAUGCAUUGAAGUGGACGUCCUGGGCAUGCCCCUGGAUAGUUGCCAUUUCCGCACGAAGCCCAUCCAUCGAAACACUCUGAACCCCAUGUGGAACGAACAGUUUCUGUUCCGGGUUCACUUUGAAGAUCUUGUAUUCCUUCGUUUUGCGGUUGUGGAAAAUAACAGCUCAGCGGUAACUGCUCAGAGAAUCAUUCCACUCAAGGCUUUAAAACGAGGAUAUCGACAUCUUCAGCUGCGAAACCUCCACAAUGAAGUCUUGGAAAUCUCUAGUUUAUUUAUAAACAGCAGAAGAAUGGAAGAAAAUUCCUCUGGCAGUACCUUGCCAGCCUCUUUGAUGUUUAAUACAGAAGAAAGAAAAUGUUCACAGACUCACAGAGUCACAGUGCAUGGGGUUCCAGGUCCAGAGCCCUUUGCUGUCUUUACUAUAAAUGGAGGCACCAAAGCCAAGCAGCUUCUCCAACAGAUUCUGACAACUGAACAAGACACCAAACCUAUCACCACAGACUAUUUUCUGAUGGAAGAAAAGUAUUUUAUAUCUAAAGAAAAGAAUGAAUGCAGGAAACAACCGUUCCAGAGAGCCAUUGGUCCAGAGGAAGAGAUCAUGCAGAUUUUAAGCAGCUGGUUUCCAGAAGAAGGUUAUGUGGGCAGGAUUGUCUUAAAAACCCAGCAGGAAACCAUAGAAGAGAAAAAUAUUGUUCAAGAUGACAGAGAGGUGAUCUUGAGCUCAGAGGAGGAGAGUUUCUUUGUCCAAGUGCAUGAUGUUUCUCCUGAGCAACCUCGAACGGUAAUCAAAGCACCCCGUGUCAGCACCGCACAGGAUGUCAUUCAGCAGACCUUAUGCAAAGCCAAAUAUUCCUACAGCAUCCUGAGCAACCCCAACCCGGGGGACUACGUGCUUUUGGAAGAGGUGGUCAAAGACAUGCCCAACAAGAAGUCUUCUACCCCAAAGUCCUCACAGCGAGUCCUUUUGGAUCAGGAGUGUGUGUUUCAAGCCCAAAGCAAGUGGAAAGGUGCAGGAAAAUUCAUCCUUAAGCUAAAGGAGCAGGUACAGUCAUCCCGAGAAGACAAAAGAAAGGGCAUCUCUUUUGCAAGUGAAUUCAAGAAGUUCACCAAGUCGACUAAGCAGCCCCGAGGACUCCCAUCACCUCUUCAGCUCCCAGCCUCAGAAAAUGUCCAAAACAAGGAGGAGAAACCUGUGGGUGGCUUGUCCAGUGACACAAUGGAUUAUCGACAGUGACGGAGGGCAGCAUGUGCUACCCAGGUGAAGACCUAUCGGCAAGAAGUCAAAGUCAAGAACAAACACGGUGGAAAGAAAUAUAAAAAUAUAAUUUAUUUUCACUAGACUUAAACUGGAAAUCGAUGAUUUAUGAACUGCAGCCUUCUUCACACAAGAUGUGAAGUCCGUAAUGAGGACAAGAUGGCACGAGGCUAGAAGCUACGAACCAAUUUACUGAUGAAUGAAGCAAAGAAGCCCAGGGAAUUGUUGUUUUAUAAAUGUUGGCAGUUGGGAAAACCAUUCCGAGGCUUGCAAUUAUUGACUUAGAGCAAGGGCCAGAAAACUGUCGGUAAAGGGUCACAUAAUAAAUAUUUUAGGGUUGAGGGUUAUAUGGCCUCUGUUGCAACUACUCAGCUUUUGCCACUGUAGUGCAAAAGCAGCCACCGACAAAUAAGUACAUGAAUAAGCAUGGCUGCAUUCCAAUAAAACUUUAUUUAUGAACACUGAAAUUGGAAUUUCAUAUAAUUUUCACAUAUCACAAAUAUGGGCGUGAUUUUUUUUUCAACCACUUAAACAAGUAAAAACUAUUAUAAGUUCAAGGGCCAUACAAAAAAAAGUGGCAGGCUGGAUUUGGCCCAAGGGCCAGAGUGUGCCAACCCAACUUAGAGAACUGGGAACAGGAGGCACAGAGGUCUGGAAACAAGAAAACUAGUUUAGCCAUGUGUUUUAUGACUGAGAAGUGGGAGCUUUUGGGCAUUGCAAAUGUAAAUAUGUCCUAUAACAUAAGAUUCAUUAAAAGUAACUCAACUUAGUUCCUAUAUUGUGUGCUAUUGUGCACUCUUCUUCAGGAUUUCUCUUUACAUGUAGAAACAUUUUUUAAAGGUUAUUGCUCAUAUAUUCACAGAUUAUUCCAUUUUUGGUUUUCACAGAAUGAAUUUAGGAUGAUGUAUAAUUUAAUAUCUACUGAGUCGUGGUGUAUUAACAAGAAACCUAACCAUUUUUUAAAAGCAAAAGCAGAUUGAGUUGGGGUUUGAGGUAGAUUUAUUUAUUUUGCAAGGUUUGUACUGACACUGUACUUAUAUAUUUAUUAGACAUAGCUUUCUUGAUGUGGCUAUGACUUAGAAGCAUUAGUGGUUCUAUCUCACUAUUUGAAGACAAACUGCCUAAAAAAAAAUGUACACUCAGAACAUCUGAGACAGGCUAGACUCCCAUGAAAAAUAGCUUUGUUUCUGAUUAACUAAAGAGCUAUUGAUCCUAGUAUUACUUGGCAUUUAAUGUGAAUUAUUUUUAAAACCUUGCUGUACAAAAUUAUCAGCUAAGUAUAAUGGAUUCUUCUCAUUCUUAGUAUGAAGCAAACUAUGACUUCAAAAAUGAAAUGUUUCUCUAAAGUAAAACCCAAACUUUACCUUUCCAUUGGUUUCAUUAAAUUUUAAGACUUUUUUUCAAAUUAUAAACACAUGAAAAAUCCUAACCUUCGC
Messenger RNA from Sciurus carolinensis (gray squirrel), 9017 nucleotides. RefSeq names its product phospholipase C epsilon 1 (gene Plce1). Gene Ontology annotation, biological process: lipid metabolic process; phosphatidylinositol-mediated signaling; small GTPase-mediated signal transduction. Gene Ontology annotation, molecular function: guanyl-nucleotide exchange factor activity; phosphatidylinositol-4,5-bisphosphate phospholipase C activity. NCBI's taxonomy places the organism in Eukaryota, Metazoa, Chordata, Mammalia, Rodentia, Sciuridae. The transcript has 33 exons. The record is from RefSeq and is a predicted model, not a curated record. The coding region runs from base 661 to 7560 and encodes 2299 amino acids.